GGAGCAUCGUAAGGAGAUGCAGUCUCAUAGUAGUCGAUGAUUAACGAUUGGUUCAUGCGCCAUUUGUUCCCUCAGGAUACUGGAGCUAAUCAGAGUUAAAAUUAUAAUUUACAGUGAAUGGUUAAAAUUGAAAAAAGAAUUAGAUUUAAGGUUUUCAUCAUGAAUGAACAUCAACUAAAAUAUCAAAACUCAAUUUAACCAAAAUGAAUGACUGAAUUUCGCGCUGCAAAAUACAUGACCUUCUAACUUAAAUCUGAUUGGUUCAUUUAUAAAUUAUAGUCUCGCCAAUUUAUUUAACUAAAUUUUGAUUAGUUAAUAAUAUAAGACAAAUUAGUUAUUGUAACUCGAAAAAACCUUUUCAUUGAUGUACAUAAAACGGUAAUGAUUUUUCCAACAAAAAAAACACAAAAAAGCAAAAAAAAGAGGAAAUUUAAGGAAAUUUAUACAUUUCUAAUAAACAAUGUAACAUUUAAACAAUAAUCUAUGCAUAGCAACUGAUUUAACACAAUUCAGGGAGGUGUUUAAUAAAUGGAAUUAAAAGGAAAAAAGAAAUGAAUUUUAUUAAUAAUAAUAAUAAUAAUAAUGAGUACAAUGUAUUGCGAUCCUCAUGUACAACUGCUAGUAAUGAAGACAAUGAUGGGAUUUAUUCAGAUGAAACAGAGAGUAUGAUUAAUCAUGCAAGAAGUUCACCAAUGAAUGAUAGUAUAGAUACAAUUGCAAAUACAAUUAGGAUAACACCAACACCACCACCAACAACAGGAACAGGAACAUCACCACCAUUGACAUCAAAAAGUAACACUGAUGAUGAUGAUGAUCAUAGUGAACGAGAUAUUAAUCAUAAUAAUGAUACUAAUUCACAUACAACUAUUGAUGAAGAUUUAAUGACUAGUUACGAAGCUUCAGUGGAUAUAGAAUAUAACAAUGACGAUUAUGAAUUACAUAAUGAGUUAAUUCAUAAAUCACCUAACUCGAUGAAAAAACCAGAGAAACAAGUAACAUUUCAAGAUAUUGUUGAAAUUUCAACAAUAUAUUCUAUUACAAAUGAAUCACAAGAGUCCAUAUCACAUCAUUAUGAAGAUGGUGAUGAUGAUGAUGAUGAUGAUGAUGAUGAUGAUGAUGAUGAUGAUGAUGAUGAUGAUGAUGAUGAUGAUGAUGAUGAUGAUGAUGAAGAUGAUUAUAACGACGACGACGACGAUGAUCUUGAUGAUGAAGAAGAAGAAAUGAAAAUGACAAAACAGAUUAGCAUGAAUAAAAGACUAAAAAAUCGAUUAAAAAAUGUGGUCAAUUCCAAUGAUCAUAAAGUUGGAUUAGUCAUAGCAACAGUUGAACAUAAAAAUAACAAAAAUAAUUCAGAUAAUAAUCAAAUUCUUUCAGAAAAAGAUUUAUUAAGUGUAAGUGAUAGAUUAUAGUUAAGUAUUUUGUUGUUGUUGUUGAAAUUAUACCAAUUCAUUACUGAUUAGUGACUGAUUGAAUGUUCAUCUGGUCUACUAUAUACUAAUUAGACAUGAUUAAUAGCCUUAGAGAUUAGAUUACUGCUAUAUCUAGAGAUUAGAAUCUUUAUCAGAAGGGGUUUUGUGGAGAUUGUAGCAAUUUCAAUGGUUAAGAUCAUGAGUCAGUUGAAGCUAGACCACCA
Molecule: messenger RNA, 1633 nt
Organism: Schistosoma spindalis
Lineage: Eukaryota; Metazoa; Platyhelminthes; Trematoda; Strigeidida; Schistosomatidae
Source: the annotation of a GenBank genome assembly